AUGUCUCCACCUCUGGUAAUCAAGAACGGUACCGUAGUGAAUGAAGAUGGCAUGUUCAAAGCCGAUGUGCUCGUCAAAAAUGGAAUUAUUGUCGAGGUAUCCCCAAAAAUCAUUGCCCUUCCGGAAAUGGAAAUCAUCGAUGCGACGGAUCGGCUAGUGAUUCCUGGUGGAAUCGAUCCACAUACUCAUAUGCAAAUGCCAUAUGCCGGAGAGGUCACAAAAGACGAUUUUUUGAGAGGAACACAAGCGGCCGUGGCCGGCGGAACGACUAUGAUCAUUGAUUUCUGCUGUCCGGACCAUCGAAAUGGCGAGUCACUCAUGGCUGGAUAUGCGAGAUGGAGAAGUUGGGCAGAUCCAAAAGUGUGCUGUGAUUACGGUUUAUCAGUGGCCAUCACUCAAUGGAGACCAGAAACUGCUGAUCAGAUGGCAGUGAUAACAAGCCCAGAAUUUGGUGUCAACUCUUUCAAGUUCUACAUGGCAUACGAAGGAACUCUAAUGGUUCGAGAUGACGAAAUGUACCGAGCAAUGCAAGAAUGUGCUAAAUUAAGAGCACUGGCUAGAGUUCAUGCUGAAAACGGAUCUGUGAUCAAAGAGAGGGAAAUCGACUUAUUGGCCAAAGGAGUCACCGGACCAGAAGGCCAUACACAGAGUCGACCGGAAGAGAUUGAAGCCGAAGCUACAAACCGUGCAUGUGUGCUCGCAGCUCAAGCUAACUGUCCAGUCUACAUCGUUCACGUUAUGACCAAGGGAGCAGCCGCGGCUAUCUCCCACCAUCGUGCUCAAGGAUCCAUCGUUUUUGGAGAACCAAUUGCUGCUGGUUUGGCACUUGAUGGUUCCCAUUAUUAUAAUGAAGACUGGCUUCAUGCUGCCCGAUAUGUCAUGUCUCCGCCAUUGAGUCGUGAUCCAACCACUCCGGAACUUUUGAUGAAGUUGUUGGCUGCCGGCGAGCUGCAUUUGACAGGAACCGAUAACUGUACUUAUGAUGGGUGCCAGAAAUCUCUCGGAAAAGGAAACUUUACGAAAAUCCCGAACGGAAUCAACGGAGUUGAGGAUCGUAUGUCAGUUGUCUGGGAGAAAGGAGUGCAUUCUGGAAUUAUUGAUCCAAUGAGAUACGUUUCAAUUACAAGUGCGACUGCUGCAAAAAUCUUCAAUAUUUAUCCCAAGAAGGGGCGAAUCGCAGUUGGAUCCGAUGCCGAUAUUGUGAUUUUUAAUCCAAAUGCGACACGGACCAUUUCAGCGGAGACACAUCAUCAUAAUCUAGACUUUAACAUUUUCGAAGGAAUCAAAUGCCACGGUGUUGCUGAAAUCACCAUUUCCAGAGGCCGCAUUGUUUGGGCUAACGGGCAGCUCCAAACCGUUCCAGGAUCGGGAAAAUUUGUUCCACUUCUUGCCAACUCUCCAUUCGUCUUCUCCAGUCAUGAGAUUCGGGAAAAGAAGAAGGAGCCACGGAUAGUCGAGAGACUUGAAUAA
This is a messenger RNA of Caenorhabditis briggsae, 1470 nucleotides long. RefSeq names its product Protein CBR-DHP-1 (gene Cbr-dhp-1). Gene Ontology annotation, molecular function: dihydropyrimidinase activity. Lineage: Eukaryota; Metazoa; Nematoda; Chromadorea; Rhabditida; Rhabditidae. The record is from RefSeq and is a predicted model, not a curated record. Gene Ontology annotation, biological process: pyrimidine nucleobase catabolic process. Bases 1 to 1470 code for a protein of 489 amino acids. Gene Ontology annotation, cellular component: cytoplasm; cytosol. The transcript has 9 exons.